AAUUGAACGCUCGGCGCCGCGCGGCCCAGUGUGGCUUCCCCGGUCUGACCGAGCGUGGAGGCCGCUGCCCGCCGCGCCUUUGUCCGCCGCCCGACCAUGGAGCGCCCGGUCCCGCUGCUGCUGCUGCUGCUCGGCGGCCUCUCGCUGCUGGCGGCCCGAGGGGGUGCAGAUGUUGCCAUAGAGGCUUGCUGUGCCGAUGGAAAUCAGAUGGCCACCCAGCACAGGGACUGCUCGCUGCCCUACACCUCGGAAUCCAAGGAGUGCAGGAUGGUCCAGGAGCAGUGUUGCCAUGGCCAGCUGGAGGAACUGCACUGUGCCACGGGCAUCAACCUGGCCAGUGAGCUGGAUGACUGCACCACGCUCCCCAACUACAACAGCAGCCUGGAGACCAUGUUCGUCAAGAGAUGCUGCCACUGCUGCAUGCUGGGAAGGGCGGCUCAGGCCCGGGGCCAGUCCUGUGAGCUCAGCCUUAUGAUCAGCUACCAGUGUGGGUUGGUAUUCCGUGCCUGCUGUGUGAAGAGCCAGGAGAGUUCAGACAUCCCUCGAGGGGACAACAUGGACUUUUCAGAACCAGCUAAGGUUUCUGAGGCCGAGGAGGAACAAGAAGAUCCGUACCUGAAUGACCGCUGCCGAGGUGGUGGGCCCUGCAAACAGCAGUGCCGAGACACUGGAGACGAGGUGGUCUGUUCCUGCUUCGUGGGUUACCAGCUACAGUUGGAUGGGGUCUCUUGUGAAGAUAUCAAUGAAUGUAUCACAGGCAGCCAUAACUGCCGGCUUGGAGAAUCCUGCAUCAAUACAGUGGGCUCUUUUCGCUGCCAGCGAGAUAGCAGCUGUGGGACUGGCUAUGAGCUCACAGAAGACAAUGACUGUAAAGAUAUUGACGAGUGUCAGAAUGGUAUUCAUAACUGCCCCCCCGAUUUUAUCUGUCAGAAUACUCUGGGAUCCUUCCGUUGCAGACCCAAGCUGCAGUGCAAGAGCGGCUUUAUACAAGAUGCCCUAGGCAGCUGCAUUGAUAUCAAUGAGUGUUUAAGUAUAAGUGCUCCGUGCCCUGUUGGGCAGACAUGCAUUAAUACAGAAGGCUCCUACACAUGCCAGAAGAACGUGCCCAACUGUGGCCGUGGCUAUCAUCUCAAUGAGGAGGGAACCCGCUGUGUUGAUGUGGACGAGUGCUCACCACCAGCAGAGCCCUGUGGGAAGGGACACCAUUGUGUGAACUCCCCCGGCAGCUUCCGUUGCGAAUGCAAAGCUGGGUACUAUUUUGACGGCAUCAGCAGGACCUGUGUGGAUAUCAACGAGUGCCAGCGCUACCCUGGACGUCUCUGUGGUCACAAGUGCGAGAACACGCCAGGUUCCUACCACUGCAGCUGCUCUGUGGGCUUCCGGCUAUCUGUGGAUGGCCGGUCCUGUGAAGAUGUGAACGAGUGCCAGAGCAGCCCCUGUAGCCAGGAAUGUGCCAACGUCUACGGCUCCUACCAGUGUUACUGCCGGAGAGGCUACCAGCUCAGUGAUGUAGAUGGGGUCACGUGUGAAGAUAUUGAUGAGUGUGCCCUGCCCACUGGGGGACACAUCUGCUCCUACCGCUGCAUCAAUGUCCCUGGAAGCUUCCAGUGUAGCUGCCCCUCAUCUGGCUACAGGCUGGCCCCCAAUGGCCGCAACUGCCAAGACAUUGACGAGUGUGUGACGGGCAUCCACAACUGCUCUAUCAAUGAGACCUGUUUCAACAUUCAAGGCGGUUUCCGCUGCCUGGCCUUUGAAUGCCCUGAGAACUACCGGCGCUCUGCAGACACGAUCCGCCAAGAGAAAACAGACACUGUCCGCUGCAUCAAGUCCUGUCGCCCCACUGAUGUUGCCUGCAUGCGGGACCCUGUGCAUACCAUCUCCCACACUGUCAUCUCAUUGCCCACCUUCCGAGAGUUCUCCCGCCCUGAAGAGAUCAUCUUUCUGAGGGCCAUCACGCCACUCUACCCUGCCAACCAGGCCGACAUCAUCUUCGACAUCACAGAAGGAAACCUGCGGGACUCCUUUGACAUCAUCAAACGUUAUGAGGACAGCAUGACCGUGGGUGUCGUGCGCCAAGUGAGGCCCAUUGUGGGUCCCUUCCAUGCAGUGCUGAAGCUGGAGAUGAACUACGUGUUGGGGGGUGUGGUCUCCCACCGAAACCUUGUCAACGUGCACAUCUUCGUGUCCGAGUAUUGGUUCUGAGGACUGGUACUCGGGGCAUCCAGGGGUGUAGCCCAGGCCAAGUCAAUGCUGUCUGUGACUACCAGGUGCCUGUCUAUAUCCCACAGGCACCCCUGGAUGUUAUCUAUUGUUCUUAGUGUUAGGCCCUGUGUAUUAAGCUGAGCCACAUCAGUAAAUUCAGCUGAUGUCCUGCAAUGUUUAAAUAAGUCCCGUUUCUCAGCUGUGUGGUUAGAAACCAUGCUUUUUUUUUUAAUGCAAAGACUAAAUUUUGCCCCCUUCUCUACUGUGGUCUGGGCCUUGCUAAGAACCAAGGAAAGAAACAUUUUUCAGAGCACCAGUCCAUCCAAAAGCCAAGAGCUGGCCAGUUCUUUCCCUGAUUGUAUGGGAGUUG
Messenger RNA from Nannospalax galili (Upper Galilee mountains blind mole rat), 2572 nucleotides. RefSeq names its product fibulin 1 (gene Fbln1). Gene Ontology annotation, biological process: extracellular matrix organization. Gene Ontology annotation, molecular function: calcium ion binding; peptidase activator activity. The record is from RefSeq and is a predicted model, not a curated record. NCBI's taxonomy places the organism in Eukaryota, Metazoa, Chordata, Mammalia, Rodentia, Spalacidae. The transcript is spliced from 17 exons. Gene Ontology annotation, cellular component: extracellular region. The coding region runs from base 97 to 2202 and encodes 701 amino acids.